CGCAGCUGGUUCAAACGUUGUAAAGCGGAGCUCGCUCCUCCCGCAUCUAUUUCUUAGACCAUGGAAGUUGCCAGAAAUGCUUCCUCUGCUACAUGCUAGGAAAAAACAAAUCCUUUGCGCUCUGGUGUGGUAAAAGCUGGGAAAGACAAGAGCACUGUCUGAAGAAACGGACACUGGACAAGAUUGGUGCACCAUGGCAACUACUAGUACACAGUCAGCACGCAGCUUGCCUCCAGUUCCAUCCACCUCAGGAACAAGCUUUGCUGAGUCUUCCGUGAGAGAACGAAUGAGAGAGAAACUGAAAGCUGCCCGGUUUAAAGCAAAAAAUGAUUUAUUGCAAGAAGCCUUAGGUCCUCGUCCAAGAUCUCGGAAAACUCUUAAAGAGAAGAAAGCACAAAUUCAACUGGAUAAUGAGAUAGGAGAAAGUGCAUUAAGUGUAAUGCAAGAGAAUGAACACAAGGUAUCAACUAGAGUGAAGUACCAUGAUUCUGUCAGAAAAGUCAAGCAAAAAUUAAAGGUGCCACUUGGCUAUCCUUCUGCUGAAGAAGCCUAUAAUUUCUUUACUUUCAAUUUUGAUCAUGAACCAGAGACUGUAGGUGAUGAAACUCAAAACAAGAGGAAGAGUGUGUUAGAUGACAAGGAAGAUAAACCUCAGGAACCUACACAGGACCAUCAGGAAGAACAAGGAGAAAAUGAAAUGGAUGAAGAGGAGCAUCUUGUUCAUGAUAAAGAAGAUGAUGACAUUUUUAUUCUAGAACAGACAGCUCUUGACUUCCUUGUGGUUAGACCUGCAGAAUAUGAAAGUUACUCUGGACGGGUGCAGAAAGAAAGAGAAAUAUUGUUCAUUCCCAGCAUGCUAAGAGUGCCUGCCUCUGUGAAGGUACCUGAAAACAAGCAGCCAAGGUACCUUGAGGAUGAAGGUCUGUAUACAGGAAAGCGUCCUGUCGUGUCACCAUCAAACCAAAACAUUUUGGAGAACAGAAUACUCAAGCAGGAUCAGGGGAAAAAGUGGUUUGGAGAUGAUGGCCAAAUUUUGGCCUUGCCCAGUCCAAUUAAGCAGUCUUGUACCAGACCUCCAAUAUUUCCAGCAGAGGAAGGCAAACAACCAGAACUAGUAACAUUUUAUAAAAAGGCAAUACAUAUGAGGCUAGCGAAUCAGUAUAUUGUUGGAUCUGAGGACCCCCAGGGUCAAUUUCAGUUGGAUAUUGAUAUUGCUGGAUUAAUAUUCACACAUCAUCCCUGCUUUAGCCGUGAACAUGUCUUAACCGCUAAACUGGCUCAGUUAUUUGAUCAGUAUUUGUCAAGAAAACAGAAAAAUCUUACUCAGCUUCUUACAGAUAAGCUGUGUGCUCUGAGAAAUGCCUUACAAAGUAUUUUGGACACUAGUGAAAGUGGGAUUCUUAACCCAGUAGCACAGCAAAGCAUAACUGAAUAUAAACUUGCAAUAAGGCAAACCAGAAGACUUCGUGAUAUUGAACAAGAAAAAGAUCGAAUAUUGCUUAAAGCCCUGAUCAAAGUGUGGAAAGAAAUCAAAUCCCUACGAGACUUUCAGAAGUUCACUAACACCCCCCUGAAGCUCUACCUGAGAAAGGAAGAAGUUGAUCAAAAGUUGGAUGAGGAGGCAUAUGAGGCAGAAAUUCAGACUGAAACAGCUGAAUUGUUAGAUGAAAACACUGAAGAAUAUGAAAAGAAAAUGGAAGAAUAUAAAACUGAACUUCAGGCAUGGAAAUCCUGGAAGAAGGCACAGAAAAUUAAGAAGAAAAAGAAGAAAACAAGUCAAAAUCCAGAAGAUGAAGAAAUAGAAGACUCUGAAUAUGUGGAAGAGGUUAUAAAACCCAAUCCUCCACCAGUAGUUGACAGGCUACAGGUGGAAUUGCAGGUUCGAGAGAAAGCUAGCAAUAUUAGAAGGAAACCAGGACACCCAGUUUUAAUUCCUGAGUUGAGCCUAACAGGGAAUAUCACUCCAAAUGAGCUUUGCCCUAGGGCAGAAAUUUUAAGACGUGAAGAUGUGAAGAAACGAUCUGUGUUCCUAAAAGUUCUUUUCAAUUCCAAAGAAGUAUCAAGAACAGUCUCCCGGCAAAUAAGCUCAGAUUUCAGGGUUCAUUUUGGGCAGAUUUUCAACUUGCAAAUAUUCAACUGGCCAGAGAGUUUGAAACUACAGCUAUAUGAAACAGUUGGACUUGGCAGUGCUAACUUGGUAAUGGAAGUAUUUAUACCAGUUCCUGAGACUACGGUUCUGACUGGGAGAGCUCCAAUAGAAGAAAUAGAAUUCAGCAGUGACCAGCAUGUGCUGUUGGACCAUGAAGGAGUGGGGAGUGGUGUACCGAUUUCAUUCGAAGCUGAUGGUAGCAAUAAAAUGAUUUUAAUGACAUCUGGCAAAGUGUCUUGCAGUGUUUCCUGGGCAGUUGGAGAAAAUGGAGUACCCUUGAUUCCUCCAAUAUCACAGAAGAAUGCUGGAAUCACAAGUGCUUUAAAAAAUAUUGAUGCCAUUGCAUCAGUUGGUGCAUCAGGGUUAACUGAUAUGAAGAAACUAGCCAGGUGGGUGGCAGAGACAAAGCUUGAUCCAAAUGACCCAAGCAAUGCAGCCCUGAUGCAGCAGAUACUGGUUGCUACAAGUGGCGAUGAUUCUGUUCCUGAUUUCUUCAGGCUGGAACAGUUGCAACAAGAAUUCAAUUUUGUUUCUAAUGAGGAACUUAACAGAUCCAAAAGAUUCAGACUUCUUGAGCUCAGAAAUCAUGAAGUGGCUGAGUUUCGAAAUUAUAAAUUCAUUCCAUUACUGGAAAGGGAAAUCAGUGAAAGAAUCUUGCAGGAUUAUGAGAAAAAAUUGUGUGAGAGGGAUGUAGUUGAUACCAAAGACCAUCUGGACGCACACAGAGCAUUAGUUGCAAAGUACCUCCAAAAGGUUCGGGAAUCAGUAAUUAACAGAUUCCUGAUUGCAAAGCACCAUUUUCUCCUUUCUGAUCUGGUCAAUGAAGAUGAAAUCCCUACUCUGGGCAUUUUGGGUUUUGGCCUCUUUAAACUGGCAGAGGCUAAACGACCCUUAAAGCCAAGACGAAAGGAGAGAAAAAAAGUAACUGUGCAGAAUCUCUCAGAUGGUGACAUAAAACUCUUGGUGAACAUUAUUAGAGCUUAUGAGAUUCCAGUUAGAAAGCCUGCUGGAAGCAAACUUCAGCAACCAUCUAAAUCAUCGUGGUCCUUCAAUGAAAUGUUUGCGGCUUCUGCAGCACCACAGAGCCCAACACACAGUCCAGAAUGGGCAUUUAACCAGGUUUCAGUCCGGCCUUUUGUAGAAGUUUCUUUUCAAAGAACAGUUUGUCGGACAACUACUGCUGAAGGACCAAACCCAAACUGGAAUGAGGAACUUGAACUUCCAUUUAGAGCUCCAAAUGGUGACUAUAGCCCUUCCAGCCUGCAGUCAGUGAAGGAUGACAUCUUCAUUAACAUUUUUGAUGAAGCACUAUAUGAUGUCUUAGAGGAUGAUCGUGAAAGAGAAAGUGGUGGAGUCCACACUCGGGUGGAGAAGCACUGGCUCGGAUCUGUUCGAAUUCCAUUUACAACAGUGUAUUUUCAAUCACGAAUUGAUGGAACAUUUAGGAUUGACAUUCCUCCAGUUCUUCUUGGAUAUAUUAAGGGAAAAAAUCUGGGACCUGAAAGAGGCUAUGAUUCUUUUCGAAAUCUGACUGAGGGCUCCUAUUUAUCACUUUUUAUUACUAUUGAACCCCAGCUCAUUCCUGGAGAAUCAGUUCGGGAAAAGUUUGACACCCAAGAAGAUGAGAAGCUUCUCGAAGCAGCUGAGAAAUUUCAAGUUGAAUGUGCACUGAAGUUUCCAAGCCGUCAGUGCCUGACAACAGUAAUUGACAUCAGUGGAAAAACAGUCUUCAUUACUAGAUACCUCAAAUCCCUAAACCCACCAGAGGAACUUUUGCAGGUUCAUGCUGACAAUCUUCAAGCAACUUGUGAGCUGGUGGCCCGCUACGUUGCCUUGAUUCCCUUCUUACCAGAUAAUGUAUCAUUUGCUGGUAUCUGUGAUUUAUGGAGCACAUCAGAUCAAUUCCUUGAUCUUUUGGCUGGAGAUGAGGAAGAACAUGCUGUGCUCUUGUGUAAUUAUUUUCUUGCUCUUGGCAAGAAGGCCUGGCUUUUAAUUGGAAAUGCAAUUCCUGAGGGACCGACAGCAUAUGUGCUUACUUGGGAACAAAACCAGUAUGUCAUCUGGAAUCCCAGUUGUGGCCGCUUUUACAGACAAUAUGAUGCUUUCUGUCCACUGCAAAGUGUAAGCUGCUUAAUUUCCCAUGACAACGUCUGGUUCAAUAUUCAACAAUAUGAGUCCCCACUAAGAAUAAGCUUCGAUGUCAGCAAAUCCAAAUUAUGGAAACCCUUUUUUUCCAGAAGUUUGCCAUUUCCUGGUCUCUCCAGUGUACAGCCAGAAGAAAUAUUCUACCAACGCGCAGAUAAGGCAGCUGCACUAGAUCUACAGAGCAGACUUGAGAAGAUACUGAAAGAAAAGAUUAUGGAAUGGCGGCCAAGACACUUGACACGUUGGAACAGAUACUGUACCUCAACCCUUCGGCACUUCUUGCCUUUGCUGGAGAAGAAUCAGGGCAAAGAUAUGGAUGAUGACCAUCAGGCAGAAUUACAGAAGCAACUGGGAGAUUAUAGGGUAUCAGGAUUUCCUAUCAACAUGCCAUUUUCAGAAGUUACACCUUUAGUAGAGGCUGUAUACAGUACUGGAGUUCAUAGCAUUGAUAUUCCAAAUAUAGAAUUUGCAUUAGCUGUGUAUGUUCAUGCUUACCCCAAAAACAUCCUUUCGGUGUGGAUUUAUAUUGCUUCCCUAGUUCGUAAUAGAUAAAGCAUUCUUACUUUCACCCGAUCCUGUUUUGAUCAGCUAUACCAAAGACUUGCACUACUUCUUUUAGAAUCUGAAUUUGGUAGUGUAUCUUAAGUUUCUCUAUUUUAAUACUUAAGGAGCAGAUAUUCUUAACCAUUUUACAUUAACACAUUUCUAAAGUAUUUAAAUCCUGAUGGCCAUAUUGGCCUAUCCAAAUCGGGAUUGGCAAGUUUGUGCAAGUUGGAAAUCAACUACCCUUGCAGUCACAAUAUUGCAGAAAUUUCACAAUUAGGAAAAUACUGAAGCAUGUUCCACUAUAAAACACUAGUUUGAUCCCAUGCUUAAACAGUGCAAUAACAAGUCCAAGUCAGAACUAGACUGCAAAAAAACAAUUCUUGACCUGUUUAUGAAGUACAAUGCUGGAUUCCCCCAGUUCUCCUGCUAUAGUAUAUCAUGGGUGCACAGAAGAUUGACUAUUAUUGUUAUUAUUUAUUUCUAUACCACCAAUAGCAAAAGCUCUCUGUGCCACUUUCUGAGCCUCUUCUGCUUAGAAGUCUGUGUUGUUGAUAUCUGUGCUUGCCAGGCAUUUAUGAAACAAGUACAAUGAAAUUGGUUGGACAGACCAAAGGCUCUUUUGUGGAAGAAAGCAUUCGAAGCAGUCAAGCCUCAAAAACCAUGUCUCAUGCAAUGCACCAUAUCUCUCACAGCCAGCAACAAGAAAUGAAGUUUCCAUACCUGAAUAGGCUCCAUCUGUGGACCAUACCAACUCCAGGAAGUGCUCUGAUAUCUCCCUGGCUUAAAUUGUCCAGAAAGACAUCAGCACCCAAGUCCAUUUCAUAUACGCUGCUGCUCAGUGCUAUUAUCCACCCACUGCCUCACACUCGAGGACACUUUCAGACAAUAUUUUUCAGGCACUGUCACUGCCUUAUAGAAUCAUAUUCCGGAGGUCCAGAGCAGCACCAUGUCCCUUCCCAGCAAAGACUCCACCAGCUCUGACUUCAGAGUGUUGAGGGAAAUAGCUAUGUCAAGGGUGUUCAGCAGAGGAAUCAUGUUGGCAGAUAUUUGCCAAGUUACAACUUGGUCAGAACCAACAACUUCAGGCAUCAUCACUUCAGCAUUUGGGUUCAAACAGACUGCUCCUCUGGCCAAACGCCAUCCAUUCAACAGUAACAACACCAAUUCUCCCUCCAGUAAGUUACUUCACUUGCUAUUUGCCCAUAAGUGUGAUGCACAGAGACCAUGAAGAAGAAAGGCAGGUUGCUUACCUGUAGUUGUACUCGUAGUUCUUUGAGUGGGCAUCUGUCCAUUCAUGCAACCCACCUUUCAUCCAGGUCUGAGUGUCCAUUAUUCCCAUUCUGCAUUGGUAACAAUGCUGUGCUUCCUUGUAUCAUAUGGUCAUAGAGCAGUUUCAAGUUUUCAGAACCCACAGGAUAAGACAUAUUAGUACAUGGGGGAAAGAUUCCUGCCAAGCCUAUACAAGCUUCCCAACAAAGGCUCUGCAUCGUUAGAGACCGUAUGUGUGAAUGCCCAGAUGGCAGCUCAAACUAUAGCUACAGGUAAGCAAACUGUCAUUAUUUUGUACCUAUAGUAGGCUGAUGAAAUAAAAAGAUCUUCAGGUAA
This is a messenger RNA of Varanus komodoensis (Komodo dragon), 6445 nucleotides long. RefSeq names its product coiled-coil and C2 domain containing 2A (gene CC2D2A). Gene Ontology annotation, cellular component: ciliary transition zone. Gene Ontology annotation, biological process: non-motile cilium assembly; protein localization to ciliary transition zone. The record is from RefSeq and is a predicted model, not a curated record. The transcript is spliced from 35 exons. Lineage: Eukaryota; Metazoa; Chordata; Lepidosauria; Squamata; Varanidae. The coding region runs from base 194 to 4846 and encodes 1550 amino acids.